AUGUCAUCCAUAAUUGUCAGUCGAAAAGUGAAUCCAAUCGGCUUCGGUUUGAUGGGUCUCACCUCACGCUCCUAUUCCCCUUCUUUCGACGAAUCCGUCAAAGUAAUGAAACGCGCCCUCGAACUCGGGGCCACCUUCUGGAACGGCGGCGAAUUCUACGGACCUCCCAACUCCAACUCUUUACACUUGCUUGAAUACUACUUUCGCAAAUACCCCGAAGACGCCGAUAAAGUCACGUUAAGCAUCAAAGGGUGCUUUUCUCUUGUGGCUGGUGGUCCAGACAAUAGUCCCGAGGGCGUCCGUAAGAGCGUCGAGAAUUGUCUGUCUAUUCUGCAGGGCCGAGUGCCCAUCCACAUCUUCGAGCCUGCGAGGAUCGAUCCCAAGACACCUAUUGAAGAAACUAUCAAGACACUCGCCGAAUACGUCAAGGAAGGGAAAAUAGGCGGCAUAGGCCUCAGCGAAGCAGGCGCCGCUACAAUCCGUCGCGCACACGCCGUCCAUCCCAUUGCAGCCGUCGAACUGGAAUUGUCUCUCUUCACGCCGGACAUUCUCGCAAACGGCAUCGCAUCUACAUGCGCCGAACUUGGCGUUCCUAUAGUCGCUUACUCUCCUCUCGGAUGCGGGUUUUUAUCUGAUCGCUUCACAAAACUCUCGGACCUAGACGAAAAAGAAUUUCGAAGGCAUCAACCCCGUUUCCAACCGGGGGCGUUUGAGGCGAAUAUGCGUGUAGCUGAUCAAGUACGUAAAACUGCCCAAGCGCAUGUAGGUGUCACCACGGCACAGGUCGCGAUUGCUUGGGUCCUUGCGCAAUGCACGAAGAUCGGAUUACCGGAGGGCCUGGUCGUAAUACCAGGCUGCACGACGGUAGCGAGGGUCGAAGAGAAUUCGACAGAGAUACAACUCAGUGAAGCGGAGUUGGAGAGCCUCGACAAUAUUGUGAAGGAGAGUGAUAUCCAGGGGGGACGGUACGGUGAGGCUUUGGCAAGGCUUAUUAAUGGUUAA
This is a messenger RNA of Talaromyces marneffei, 1002 nucleotides long. RefSeq lists its product as uncharacterized. The record is from RefSeq and is a predicted model, not a curated record. The coding region runs from base 1 to 1002 and encodes 333 amino acids. NCBI's taxonomy places the organism in Eukaryota, Fungi, Ascomycota, Eurotiomycetes, Eurotiales, Trichocomaceae. The transcript is spliced from 2 exons. Gene Ontology annotation, cellular component: cytoplasm.